AAUGGGAACUCCGCCACGUCCGGGCUUUUGAUCUGUGCUCUGCACGUCACUUGGACCAGGACACUGUGCUGGGUCCCCCCACUCAACUCCUCUGACGGGCUCAGAGCCAGCACCAUGGCCUUCCAAACAGCUCCCUGAGAGGUUCCACCCAGAAGUGGACAGGAAGUAGGAGAAAUCUUAUUUCUGCUUGCUUUUAUCUCAUCCUUUACAAGUUCUAUGGGUGUCGCUGGUAGAGGACUGUGUCUGCAUGGUAACAGAGCAUAUAAUUUAUAAGUGGAUGUGUAUAUCUAUUACACUUAAAUUCUGCCCUUUGCUGAAGAGGACGUGUAAUCAGAAGUGUGUGGAAAAGAUUGUCCUGGGGUCAGGAGUGAACCACUUAGCCAGCCCUUCACUCCCUGGCCUCUCCUGUCUUCCUGGCUUCAUCAUCUAUAUUCUCCUCCUCCCCCCUCCCCAUGACGUCAUUGCUCCACCAAUACUCAACUUCCAGUUGCUGCAACAUGCCAGGCGCUUUCAUGCCUACAGCCCCGGCAAAGUCUUCUGUCCGCGGGCCCAUCCUUCCUUGAGCCCCUGCAAACUCAGAACAACCCGGCUCCUCUCUGAAGCUUCCCCUGAUGCUCACGACUCCCAGAGUGCUCGGUAGGCGCCUUAACCGCCUAGAUCUCCCAGUUGUGCUCAUCGGUUUAACUUGCCAGGGCGUUUGUCUAGACCGCAAGCCCCUUGAGGGCCAAGCCCAGGGCUUAGUCAUAUCCCCACCCAGAGCAGACUGAGGUCAAGAUACCCUGCCGCUGCCCACUGCCGGGGGAAAACCUGGGCCCAGUGAGGUUAAUCGGUCUUCACAAGGUCGGGUCUGCUGACCCUGCUAAUCAGCUUGAGCCUCCUAAUCCAUUGCCAGCAGGAACCUCGGGACAAAGGCAGUGGCUCGUGAGAGCUGGCAGGGGCCAUCUUGGCCUUCUUCGGCGCCUGGGUCUCAGAGGGGAUGGGGCAGCUGAGCCAUGUGCACCACCCUCUUCCUGCUCAGCACCUUGGCCAUGCUCUGGCGCCGCCGAUUCGCCAACCGGGUCCAACCAGAGUCCAGUGGAGUAGAUGGGGCAGUCUCGGGCAGCGGUUUGGAAACAGACCUCCAACCCUCAGGCAGGGAGAAGAGCCUCUGAAGUGAGCCCUCAGCUCUUCAGGCAGAGCUCAGCCCCAGGGCCUGGGAUGGGCUGGCAGCACGUGCUGCCUUGCGGCGAGCUGACAACGCGCAGAUCCCGUGUCAGGUGUGCGGACUGAGACAGCAGUGACAGAGACAGUACCCGCCCUGCCGUCGGUUCCGGAUGAAGAUCCGGCCUGGGAAGCCCGGUUGAGCCCCUGCCUCCUCACGUGACCUUCCUUUCUCUGGCCCUCCGACUCCCCAUCUAACGGGCAUGCGCUGAACCCAGGCGGGCUGGCGCCGAGGCCCUAAAGGAAGGCUUCCGCCAAUCACGAGAGACCGCGGCUGAUGACGUGUGGAGGUGCUAACGAGGACUCGCAGCAUCUGCAGACAGCGACCGAGCGUCUCCGUGCCAGGCGCCGGGGAUACAGACAUGAACUAAGACUUGCCGCCACAAACGACCAGAAGACUGAGCAAAACGUAAGAAACAGUCACUUGACAGCAGGCAGCACACAGGACGGUGACGUCACGCCUCAGCCUCACCUCAGAUGGUUCCCCGCCCGGGUCCUGGGGAGGGGGAACCACGGCGGUCUCCCCGAGGUGAGGAGGCCUCGUCAGAGUUCAGGGCAGUGUUCCCGAGGACACAGACCAAUGGGAUCCAAAGCCAGACAUGACAAAGGCGAGUCAAAGGAAAGUCCUUUCCACCGAAGACACAAAGCACCGGCCGCCAAAGCGAAAUGGACAAGCUGCAAUUGAUCGAGAUUGGAAAGACGGAGAAAAUAUCUCCCAGGCAAAUACCUGAGAAAGGAUCCGCAUCCAGACGAUACAGACAGCUUUUACAACUCAGUAAGACAGGCCCAUUAAAAUAAGGGGGGGAGGGUUAAUACGUUGAUUCGCAAGAAAGUAUCCAUAGGAGCAAUAAACACAGAGAAGGAUGCUCAGCAUCGCAGUCGGCAGGAGAUGCCGAUUAAAAGCACCAUGAGAUACUACUACACACCCACCUGAAUGGCUGACGUUAAAGACGGACCACGGCAGGCGCUGGCAAGGGUGCUGAGCGCAUGUAACUCUGUAACACGUUGCUGGAGGAGUAGAAGUGUCACAACCAUCGGCGAAACCAGUUUGGCAGUUUCCCUUGAAGUCAUCCAAGAGGAAUGGAAACUUAAGUCCACGGAAACAUUUGUACAAAAAUAUUCACAGCAGCAGCUUUAUUAAUCAUAGUUCCAAACUGGAAACAACCUGAAAGUCCACAACAUGCGAAUGGGUAAAAAUAUUGUGGUAUAGUCAUAGGAUGGAAUAAUAGUCAGCACUUAAAAAGGAAAAUGAACCACUGAUGUAGGCUGCCACGCGGGGAAGACACAAGAGUCCCUUUUUAUGAAGUUCUAGAAUGGGCAAAUCUACGGUGACAGAAAGCAGAUCAGUGGUUGCCUGGGGCCAGGGUUGGGUGGAGACUGGGGGUAAACGGGUCGGGAAGAUCUCUGGGUGAUGAAGGUGUUCUAAAUCGCGGUGGGGUUGUGGUCGCACAGGUUUAUACCUUAAUUGGACUACUGAACUGUACACUGUACAUUUUAAACAGAUGUAUUUUGGAGUCCCCAUCGUGGCGCAGUGGUUAACAAACCCGACUAGUAUCCAUGA
Messenger RNA from Phacochoerus africanus (Common warthog), 2761 nucleotides. It is a transcript of the gene PRCD, whose product is annotated as photoreceptor disc component. The transcript has 4 exons. The record is from RefSeq and is a predicted model, not a curated record. Gene Ontology annotation, cellular component: photoreceptor outer segment membrane. The coding region runs from base 993 to 1151 and encodes 52 amino acids. Gene Ontology annotation, molecular function: opsin binding. Lineage: Eukaryota; Metazoa; Chordata; Mammalia; Artiodactyla; Suidae.